Messenger RNA from Sabethes cyaneus, 4105 nucleotides. It is a transcript of the gene scra, whose product is annotated as anillin. Lineage: Eukaryota; Metazoa; Arthropoda; Insecta; Diptera; Culicidae. Gene Ontology annotation, biological process: actomyosin contractile ring assembly; septin ring organization; mitotic cytokinesis. Gene Ontology annotation, cellular component: actomyosin contractile ring. The coding region runs from base 1 to 3990 and encodes 1329 amino acids. The transcript is spliced from 9 exons. The record is from RefSeq and is a predicted model, not a curated record.
AUGUCCGAACCCAUUGAUGAUCCAGCUGUCAUUUCGAUUGCUAUUGAUAUUGUUCGCUCUUCGAACAUAUUGGAGCGAGCGGAAAAACGCGCUGCGGCGUUAGGUAUCACAAACGUUCCCAAGUUCCCACUGUCGGAGUUCAAUUACGACGCGACGGCCACGGCUUCGUCCUCGGCGGCACCUAAGUCGCCGGCCAAAAAACCCACUUUGCCUGAAGGAGCGUACACCAAACAACCGACAAGAAAUUUUGGCAAUACUGCAACGACGACAUCGCAAAGCAAGAAUCCUAUGCAUCAAGAAGGGACGGGUGGCUCUAAAGUCACCAAAAUCGAGACUCAACUCAACCCGACAUCCAGUUCAGGCAAGGAUGUUGAUGUUGCCGUUGAGAUCAACAUAACUACUGGCUCUAACGUACAAGUUGAGGUUGAAGUGGCGGAAUGUGAGAUUGAUGCAAAUGGAAAAGUCACCCGAAAAGUUGAUAAAACGGACGAUACUGACGUAAAAAGCUUGAUUCGGGACUCUUCCCGAAAUCAACUGCAGCGAUUGGGAACUCUAUACUCAGAAUCGCAAGAUUUAUCAUCACCAGUUCAUCGCACCGAAGGGCGUUUCCACGAAGAAAACACGCAGGGAAAAGAAAACUCCCGUCCGAAACCAAAGCUUGCAAAAUUAGCAAUGCUGGCAGAUUCGAUUAACAAUUGGGAAGACGACACUUCCCAUCCAGACAUCAAACAACAUCGUGACACCCUUACCGUUGCACGAAAAGAUAAAAGUCCGAACCGAAGGCAAAGUCCCAAUAAAAAAGAAAGUCCUAAAAAUACCGGAGCAACUCCGAAAAAAAGAGCUCCUCAGCCACCUAAAUCAAUUUUAAGUCCAGCAAAACCUUCCGGGAUGGAUUCUGAUAAGGUUGGCACAAAAACACUUAAAUGGGAUCAAAAAGUAAUGGAUGCUUUGGAAUUACAAGGAUUUCAAAGGCGUGAAUCUACUACUUCCAAGCUGGUGUAUGAUUAUAAAGACCCAUCUAAACAGUCUCAAGAGAAACAAGAAACAGAGCAAAACGAAAAAGCUCUUGUUCCAUUGAAAAAGUCUCGUGCUCCUGAUAUUACAGAUGGCUCACGGGAGCGAUCGUCAGGACAAGAAAUAGUGAAAGCUUCGACUAAAAAGGCUGAGAUUAGCAAAGGUUUGGUUUCUGGUCGAGCUGCAAUGUUCGAAAAUUCUAACUCCCGUCAAUCGAUUCUUAAGAAUCACAAAGAUCCAGCAGAAAUGUCACUCAAGGAGCGUCUGGCUAUUUUCGAAAAGAACAAAGGACAAGCGCUGGUUCCAAAAUCGCCUUUUGGAAUAGCACCCUCUAUUAGGCAAAUAACGGGAGAGAGUUCGUCUUCAGCUACUAUUAAAUACGUUCCAUCUUGUCUGCCCAUUCAGGGAACUGGAAUUGGAACUGUUCCAAAGGAGCAGCCAGUUGCUCAGAAACAAAAGAUUGAUACUUACAACAAACCUGUUUCAGCGGCUUCGACGGCCACUGGGUCGGCGAUUAAGAAUACCUUCGCUGCGUUGAUGUCCAACAACAGCACAAUUUCAGAAUCACAAAUUCUUGAGGAAACGCGACGCCAACGUCAACAGGAAAUGGCAAUGUUGCUGAACCGCUUUUCGAAACCAACUGACAUGUCAUCCGAUGCACUUAUCGAGAAACCGGUCCCCUCGCCGCCUCCUAUGCCUCCAGCUGGUUAUCUUACGUUGAGCAGUAAGAAGGCGGGUCGUACAGAUGACGCCGUUAGUGCCGGCAAUAAGCGGCGUAGCGGUGAAGAGCACGUUAGUCCCGAAGUUCGUUCCACAUUGGACGACGUAAAACGUAUUCGCAUAGUGGCUCCCAAGGAUGGUCGGCUUUAUCCGAGACUGAGUGACAUCGAAACAACAACAGCUACGGAAUCAGAGGGUGACGACUACACGACAGCAACGGUUUCCGGAGAAGACGAGAGCGACCGGAACCAGGACACUCGCUAUCACGACUGCUACGGUGAGGAAGAACAAGAGUAUGACGAUGAGCUGGACCAGUACGGUGAAUCGGUGGAUGAAGACGAUGAUAGCUACAUGUACUCUGAUGAAGACCCAGAUUUGGAUACUGGUAUUUGUGACGUUAGCCUAGGACAGGAAAUUAUGCAAGCUGUUAAAAUGCAGGACCGCCGCGUUAGUAGUGGGAGACGGCGGCAAAGUCACGGAACUAAGAUUGAUCAGCACCAACAAAGUAGCACAGAGCAUCAUCAGUCAGUACCGAGCUACCAAAGUCAAAAUAGUUCAACAAGUGAAGUUUCCGGUGUUCUCGAUGACAUGGAAGACUACCUCGACGAAGCACUCGACGAGGACAACGGAGAAGAAUUCGACACUCCACGCAAGUCUUCAGUAUCAUCCAACAGUUUUUCAUAUCAAAAGAAUCCGCGAAAAACAAACUGUCAAACCAUUAAUGAGGAGGAAACAGAAGAGAAGAAAGAUCCGCAAAAACCAUCGCCUAAGCAGCAACAGCAAAUGGACAGUGAGCAAGAGCAAGACUACAGCAGCCCGGUUAAAUCUGAGCUUAAAAUUAACCCAUCCGAUGAUAACAACAUGGUAACUUUAGUCCACACGGUUAGUUUCUACAGGCGCCAACAAAAUUCAAACAACCCAACACCGGUUAAAAAGAUAGUUCGCACCCCUGUGCAUCCACAGCGAGUUGCAGUGGAAUCUACAACGGAAGAUUCGGAUGAUGCCACUUCAACGGCCACCGGAACCAGCGCGACAUCUUCCGAUGAAAAUGAUUAUCUAAUACAAGAGAAGGUUAAAAAGCUCUUAGACGAAGUCUGCAAACAGCAGACGGUUAUUGCACAGACCAGCCAAGCAUUGAAUUUGUGCGCAGCAACGAUCGAAUUUUCCGGUUCUAGCGAAUCCGUCGAGGGCGAACGCCAUUUAUUGGUAGCGACUCACCGACGGCAGGCGAUACUAGAUGAAGUUCAACGUCUCCGUGUGGAAGGCUGCCUGAGACCACCAGGUGCUCCCACCGAGAAAGGUCGUUUGACCGUGAAAGACAUCACUCUUCCCCUGAAGCAAGAAUACAUAAGAAAACUUGCAUCUGACACCAUUAGUGGUCACCAUUUAGUUUGUUUGCUUAAGUAUAACGAAACCGUGCUAGCCACUCAGACCAUUCCUACUUUGCCAGGACUGCUGUCAGUCCGAUUCCCCGACGUGCUUCAGCUUAGCAAUGUUUUCGCCGACUUUAAGGUAACAAUGGAAAUUUAUGGAAUGACUGCACAACGAGAAAUUCUUCCUCAUGAAAUCAAGUACCACAUUGCAAUGAACAAAAAGGGCUCCAGUAAGCUGCAUACACCAAAAGGUGUAAAAAGCAAUACACGUUUGAUAAUGCCUCCGGUGCAAUCUCCGGCUGGCCCACAAGCCGUCCGCAGUCCGGCGUUGGUUCAGUACGGUUUUAUAAUCUUUUCAUUGAAGGAAGUCCAACGAACCAACUGGACACUGAAUCCAGUUGCCGGCGUAAGUCCACUGGAAGGUACCGUUCACAUGAAAGUGAAUUGCGAACUUACGGUAAAUGUCGAUUAUCGUGGGUUCCUCACAAUGUUCGAGGAUGUGUCCGGUUUCGGGGCAUGGCAUCGACGCUGGUGUCGUUUGCAAGGUCACGUGCUUCGCUAUUGGACAUAUCCGGACGAUGAGAAGCGUAAGCCCCCGAUCGGAAGCAUCGAUUUGCAGCAUUGCUGCACUCAGAAGGUAACCAUUGCACCUCGACUGGUGUGCUCUCGAUUGAACACAUUACUGCUAGAGUUUCGACGACCGGCCAAACCGGAUGAUGUGGAAUCACUUGUGCUGGAGAAACAGGGUAAUACUGUCAUUCAGCGGCACUUACUAUCGGCUGAUUCAAAAGAAGAGCGCGAUGAAUGGUGUGCUCAUCUGAACAAAACUCUUGCUCUUCUAAAAGCCUGGGGACAGACUGAUAAUAGAAGUACGAGUUGCUAAAUAUGGCUAUCCCCAGUUUUGUUACGGUUUAUGUAUAUUUGCAAUCGUGAGUAGUAUUAUUUGCAUUCUAGUUUCAUCAUCUUAAUCUCUUUUUUAUUGAAAAUUAUGGAUCCGU